AUGGCGAACCAAGGAGCAAAAAAGCGCAAAGAGGAAAAUGCCCGCCAUAUGAAGAAUCUCCUCCGUCUCAUCAUUGCCUCCAAUGCGAUAUAUCUAGUGAUAAGGAUUGGUGUAUUCUACUCCAGUUUCACAUGGAAGCAUUUGGUGGGCCUAAUUUUAACUUCGUUGGCUUACUUUAUUCCUUACCAACAGCUCAACUCCAUGGCCAUGCCCACUUUUAGUGAUGAUGGAGAGCUUCUUGAUGGCGGAUUUGAUAUGAGCACUGGUGGAAUAUGUGGAUAUCUGCAUGAUGUGAUCUACAUUACAUUGUUUGUCCAACUCAGUUCCAUCAUUUCUGAGAAGUUCUGGUACAUCUACUUGGUGAUUCCAGGAUUUGCUGCCUAUCAACUAUUUGGGCUUGUCAAAGGGUUUUUGUCACAUAGUUCAGAGGGGGCCGAGGAAGAUGAAAAGACGAGGAAGAAGAGAGAAAAAAUGGAGAAGAGGGCUUCAAGAACCAAAUUUGUCAAGGCUCGGACAAGAUAA
Messenger RNA from Striga hermonthica, 522 nucleotides. The record is from the annotation of a GenBank genome assembly. NCBI's taxonomy places the organism in Eukaryota, Viridiplantae, Streptophyta, Magnoliopsida, Lamiales, Orobanchaceae.